Messenger RNA from Liolophura sinensis, 3885 nucleotides. RefSeq lists its product as uncharacterized. The transcript has 8 exons. The record is from RefSeq and is a predicted model, not a curated record. The coding region runs from base 149 to 2839 and encodes 896 amino acids. NCBI's taxonomy places the organism in Eukaryota, Metazoa, Mollusca, Polyplacophora, Chitonida, Chitonidae.
GCACAGGUAUACCGGAGUCCACAGCGUACAUUAACCUACAGAUCGCUGGUUAAGUUGUAUUAGCUUGGCAAAAAGACGGUGACGUUUUGAAGACAAAUGAAGGCGAUCGGCUAAGGAAGGUAGAGAGAUAGUGGUGGAAAUCGACAAGAUGACGGUUUGCAAAUACCUGGGUCCUACCCUCCUUGUCACGGUGCUGGCUAUACUAACAGUUUGCCAAGAAACCCCAUUCACAUGGAUGCCUUACGAUAACUUUGAUAUCAUCAUGGACAAAAUGACGUCGGUGACAGCCCAAAACUGCCGAUCAAAGUCCAGAAAAGAUAUCGAGUUACCAGCAGAAGCCGUUUCCCAAAUACCGAAGUAUAAUCAAUUGUUAAGCAAUAUAUUUUUCGCCAACAGAACUUGUCUGCUUCAGCUUCACAGCAUGGCUCUAAACAGGGCUUAUUAUUACAGUUUCAUAUACCAAUAUCUGAACGAAACUGAAAUAGACUUCAAGUAUCAGCCUGGACUGAUGUACUACUACAUGUCUAUGGCCGCUGAUGUGUCUGCAGGCACUGGCUGCAUAAAUGGCAGCGCUCUCUAUUUUGACAAUGAUGUGCACUACGCCAACUUUCUUAUCACUUUGCCCUUCAACAAGACAUUGCCAUUAUUUGCUCCACGAGCAUGGCGGGCCGAUGACUACAACGAACCAACCAAUUGGUUAAGAGAACCAUCCAAUUAUACAACAGAUGUCCAUGACAUGUCUGCUGGUAGGGAUACCAACUACACCCAUCCUUUGUACAAGCCGAACCCGUGGUACAAAUUCUUUCUACCAGAUCUCGAGAGUAAUGUAGACACCUUGCGUAAGUUUACUUACACAGUAUCAAUGAAACUUUCAAAUACAACAGGGAAGUUUAUUCACAAAGAGUAUCAAGGGACACCUUUCUUUGGUCCACCCCAGCCUGGUCAGCAAGACAGUGAUGACCUCAGUAUGCCUGUCCGCUUCACCCAGCCCUAUUUUGACUGUGGUCACUCUAACAAGUGGAUUGUAAGCGCUGCUGCUCCGGUGGUAGACUUCAUGCCCAGAUACACCAACUGGACACAUACUCAAAGGGCCAGGUUUGUAGGCGAAGCAGUGAUGGACAUAGAGUUUGAGAGAAUUGACCUUAAUCCUUGUCCCGUUGGUGAAGGAAAUCCAGCCCCAAACUUCUUUGCUAACACAGCUCGCUGUAAGGACACAACAAUGUGUGAACCACUAAGUGGGUUUGGGUUCAGGCGUGGCGGGUACAGAUGUGUUUGCAAACCAGGCUAUCGUUACCCUUGGUGGCACAAUGGACCAUUUCUUGGCUGGGAGAUAGAGCAGGCAACCAAAGAAGAGUAUGAAAGAUCCUUUGAUUGUCUGUCGAUUGGUGAAUUAAGGGUUAUUCCCAGAGAACCACCUGUAACAAAGAUAAACAAGCGAAGUUUAACUGCUAAAAGACACGAGAAGCAUGAAGUUCCUUUGACAGUAAAGUAUGAGAACCAGAGACAGAGGUUUGUUCGCAGUAUACUACCUCAGCCAUCAAGAACUUCACGUCGUCUGUUGUCUCAAGAAAGAGAAGAGAAGAUAGAGAAAAGGGCUGCUGCAGAACGCAAGAGAAGGGUCCAUUACGUUCCCAGAACGAAGAGGACUGUUGGCACUGUCGAACAAAAAACCAGCAAGACGGGCAAAGGAAGCUUCGAUCAAAGCAGUUAUGAUAGAAUGCAGCGAUUACGGAAUCGCAUGUUCAACGUAGAUGCGACAAAAUGCCACAGCAUGAAAGACUUUGAAUUGCUAUUGCCAGGAGAUGUUGGUUAUGGAGUUGACAUCCAGUUUGAAACUCAAGCCAGAACAGGUUUGAGGUUAGCUCAUUUCCUCAGCAACUUUCUACAGAAUGUCAAUGAAGAUGAGCAGUUUGGAGACAUCCGUGGUGAUCGCUUGCUAAAUGAGACUCACAUUUACGGUGAGGUUCUCUCUAACAUCAUGGGUGAUUUCAAGAUCUAUGCUAGCGGAGUGUUUUUUGACAAGUACAAAUUCCGAAUGUCUCCUCCCGUCAACAACACUGAUCCCAGGUUUAGCAGUGGUAUCACUCGUGAGUACUUUGGUCCAUUCGCUUUCAGAACACCAUCAGAAAAUAAGCAAGGCCAGGAUGACUUCAAAGCUAUUGACUUUGCUGGUUUCAAAACACCUUACACUACCAAUCGCUGGUUCAUUGACAUGAAAUCCAGAUGGUCCACCAAUUUUUACAGUCUGAAGAAGUACACUAUGAGGUCGAUGGUGCGCUAUGAUAGGAACGGAUCCAGCGCUGUGCGUUUUGAGCACUACCCCAUGUUUUACAGGGCCGCCUCAUAUGAAGACGGGGUUUGGCUCCGCCCUCAGUUCAAAUGUGAUGGUAUGGUGAAUGAAUGGGUGCUAACAUAUGUGGCGCCCUUUUUUGGCAUGAACAGCCUCCGAACACAACUCGAGUUCAAGGGAGUGGUGACAAUAGAUGUGAAAUUGGAGGAGUUAGACAUUAACCAGUGUCCACAAAACUUUGAUGUGGCCAAUGCUUUCAAGAACACAGCUCGGUGUGACUUUAAAACCACAUAUUGUGAGGCCCUGCCUGGUAAACGUUUCACCUUGGGCAGUUACAAGUGUGAGUGUGAACAGGGCUACGAGUACCCUUUCCAGGAGCAGGCCUGGUUCUUUGAUGGUCAAACUAUGGAGGAUGAAUGGAGGAAGAUGAUGGACGGAGAGCCAAACAGGUUUGAAACUCUGAAGUGUCGUAUAGGAGGAUCUGCUUAUGUGGUAGGAAGCUGGAUUUUGGUCUCCGUUCUCUCCAUGAUGUCGCUUCUCAUCCACUGAUCCAGCGAGGACCUACAGAUCUGCCAAACCAAAUAGAUGUCAGCAUCCCAACUCAUAUGUCAAUCAUCAUUAUGCAAAUACUAGUAAUCAUUCCUCAGGUGUUCAUGCAUUCCUCAUUACAAUAUGGUGAAUAGAAUUGAGACAUACAUGUGCGUACAUAUAGGGUUUCAUGGAUACAGUAUCACCAUAUGUAGGCUUAACAUAAUACUUGUACAAGAAAACACACACUUCUCAUAUUCAUUUGUUUUGUAUAAUAAAAAAACAAAAAAGAAAAAUUUAAUGGUAAAUUUUUGUAUAUUCUGUAGGCCUGGGGUAUUUCCACUGUUAUAUUAUUAUUUUUUUUUUUUGUUAUAUUUUGAUAAAAAAGAUAUUUAAUGAACGUUUAAUUUUCUGAAACAAAAAAGUGGACAUAUAUAAGAAUGUAUGUAAGGGAGAUGUACAUGAAGAUUACUUCUAGAGCAGUAGAUCUAUCCCAUAUCUACUAAGGUGAUUCAGAGUCUCUGUGUUGACAUUAGUGGUUCACAAUGACCCCCUUGCUCAGUACAUGGCUCAUUGUUUGUUCCUACUGUGUUCACUAAUUUCACUCAAAAUUAAACAUGUGCGUUAAAAUGCACAUACAGACAGGCAUACAUAAUAAGGACUUACCAUUUUAAUUCCCUGUAUGUAUUAAAGUGCUACUAUAUAGAAUUGCUACUAUAUAGAAUUCAUAUACUGUGUGUCCUUAUGUCAAGGUACUGUUUCAAGUCCUGAUACUUUUUAAAUAUCACUUUUAUCAAAAUCUCUGCAAAGCAAAUAUAUUUUAAGGAAUUAUCUUGACUUUUGCUUCUUUUAUACCAGUUUUAAGAUACAUCUUACGCAAGGUUUUAACAGUUGUCUUAAAUGACAUAAGAUAAUGUAUGCACAAACAUAGAUUUCAUAAUGUACAUUUUAUGUGUGGUCCAAUAGUGUAUAUGUGUAUAAUAAAUUCUGAGAUAUAUUUGUAAGUAUUUCAUGUACACAAAUGUGUAUCUUCUGAUUUUUAUAAUAAAAUGUGUGAAACAUACUUC